Messenger RNA from Colletotrichum karsti, 2586 nucleotides. RefSeq names its product choline/Carnitine O-acyltransferase. Bases 1 to 2586 code for a protein of 861 amino acids. Gene Ontology annotation, cellular component: mitochondrion. Gene Ontology annotation, biological process: carnitine metabolic process. Gene Ontology annotation, molecular function: carnitine O-acetyltransferase activity. The transcript has 3 exons. The record is from RefSeq and is a predicted model, not a curated record. Lineage: Eukaryota; Fungi; Ascomycota; Sordariomycetes; Glomerellales; Glomerellaceae.
AUGCCAACUCAAGUUCGAAUCUUUUCGCGACCUAGGCCUCUCGGCGAGACCCUUGACAAGUCUAUCAACAACGCCUCCGUACCUCGGUCUAUCCCCGAUAGCGCACAUCUUUGGAAACAAGUCGAACCGCCCAAGACGAGAGCGAGUACCCACGACGGCAACUCCAUGGCAGUAUACAAGGACAACUCCGUCGAAGGCGGUGUCACCUUUGCUGGCCAAGACACCCUCAAGCAUCUUCCCAUUCCAGAACUGGAGACCACCUGCGAGAAGUACCUCACCGCCUUGAAACCCUUGCAGUCGGCGCGAGAACAUUCAGACACCAAGCAAGCCGUUCAGGAGUUCCUGAAGAGCGAUGGCCCGCAACUUCAGGAAAAGCUGAAGGCUUAUGCUCUCGACAAAUCUAGCUACAUCGAGCAAUUCUGGUAUGAUUCGUACCUAAACUUCGACAACCCCGUCGUUCUCAACCUCAACCCCUUUUUCUUGCUGGAAGAUGACCCAACCCCAGCGAGGAACAACCAGGUGACCCGAGCGGCAUCGCUCGUGGUGUCAGCCUUGGAGUUUGUCCGGGCGGUCCGCAAAGAGGAGCUGCCUCCUGACAACAUCAAGGGUCAGCCUCUUUGCAUGUACCAGUACUCUAGACUAUUUGGUACCGCCCGUGUGCCAACCGAGAAUGGCUGCCAAAUCGAGCAGGACCCCGAGUCCAGGCACAUUGUAAUCAUGUGCCACGGCCAGUUUUACUGGUUCGAUGUUUUGGACAGCAACAAUGACUUGAUCAUGACAGAGAAAGACGUCUCGAUCAAUCUGCAGACCAUCAUCGAUGAUGCUGCGCAGGUCCCGAUCCAGGACGCGGCCAAGGGGGCCCUCGGUGUUUUGAGCACGGAAAACCGAAAGAUCUGGUCGGGACUGAGAGAUGUUCUGACCCGGGAAGAGGGCUCCAACAACGCUGACUGCCUGGGUAUUGUCGACUCGGCCCUCUUCGUCUUGUGCCUGGACUACACCGAGCCUGCUGAUGCGGAUGCCCUCUGCGGCAACAUGCUUUGCGGUACCAGUCUUGUCGAGAAGGGCGUACAGGUGGGAACCUGCACCAACAGAUGGUAUGACAAGCUGCAGAUCAUAGUCUGCAAAAACGGCAGUGCCGGCAUCAAUUUUGAACACACCGGCGUGGAUGGCCACACCGUCCUUAGGUUUGCCAGUGACGUGUACACGGACACGAUACUGAGGUUCGCGAGAACGAUCAACGGCCAGGCCCCGACUCUUUGGGCUACCACCAGCCCCGACCCAGCAAAACGCGAUCCCGACAGCUUCGGCGAGGUCAGCACCACCCCGCACAAACUGGAAUGGGACAUGAGUCCGGAGCUCAGCAUAGCCGUACGAUUCGCCGAGUCCAGACUUGCCGACCUCAUCGAGCAGAACGAGUUCAAAACCUUGGACUUUAAGCACUACGGCAAAAACUUCAUGACAUCGAUGGGCUUCUCUCCCGACGCCUUUGUGCAGAUGGCUUUCCAGGCAGCCUACUAUGGUCUGUACGGUCGCGUCGAGUGCACAUACGAACCCGCCAUGACCAAGAUAUUCCUGCAUGGUCGUACCGAGGCCAUCCGCAGUGUCUCGGACGAGUCAGUAGACUUCGUGCAAACAUUCUGGGCUGAUAACCCGGCCGAACACAAGGUAGAGGCUCUCCGCAAAGCGUGUCAACGACACACCAACACGACGAGAGAAUGCGCAAAGGCGCAAGGUUGUGAUCGCCACCUCUACGCUCUUUUCUGCACCUGGCAGCGCUCCGUUGACGACGAGCUUCUCAGCGGCGUCAGCUCCAACGGCUAUUCCAGUCCCGUGGAUGGCUACUCGGAACGCGACGCGAGUUCUGCCGUCGGCAGCCCGGGCCGAGACUCGGUGCUCUCGAACGGCGUAGAGGUCCAAUCGUCUACGGGCCGCGCACGUGGUGACAGCACCAACUCACGUAACGGAAACGGCCAGCCUGCGAUGCCGCAGAUCUUCGCCGACAGCGGCUGGGAUAAGCUUAACAACACCGUUCUUUCCACGUCCAACUGCGGCAACCCGUCUUUGAGGCAGUUUGGUUUUGGCCCGACUUCGGGCGAUGGGUUUGGUAUUGGGUACAUUAUCAAGGACGAGGGCAUCUCCAUCUGCGCGUCCAGCAAGCACCGCCAGACCAAGCGGUUCAUGGACACCCUUGAGAGCUACCUCCUAGAAGUCAGGAGAAUCCUCCGUAUAACAUCACGCCGCGGUACGGGCGUCAGGCAGACCCGUGCUCGGGAGCUCGACCAGCCGCGUCCGAAGCCGAUCAAAGGAAUCAAGUCUCGCGGUCGUCUCAUCACCGCCCACGACGCCAUCAAGCCUUCAAUCGCGAGAUCUUCGACGGGAACUCAGUCGCCGACCGAAGAGAGCGUCACCCUGAGCGAGGACGACGAACUUGGCGGAUACGGCUUCUUCGACGCGGGAAUGCUCCUUCAAGCCCUCAAGGCUCGCGGAGAAAACCUCGAUACCGGGGAGACAAAGCCCUCGGAGCGCGCUGCCGUGCAGGCUCGCCGGCGAGAGAUUGGAAAGAAGCUCCGCUUGAUUGACUACUAG